UGACGCCCAGAAGCAUCGCUGGGACAAGGGAACUGUUCCUGCCAGGAACAUCCUCCUCUUCCCUCUCCCCAAAAGGCUUUGAAAGCCCCAUCGAGCCCAGGAUAGAAACCUGAGCCUCACCAUGGCCCUGGAUCCUUAUUUCCUCCUCCCCUGCCUGGCACCAGCCACUCUCCUCCAACCCUUUCACCCUAGAGCACGGCACAGGGACCUGCUGGAGCAGUCUAUGCCUGAUAGCCUUGGAUACUGAGGAGCCACCUGAAUCCUGAUCCUGGAGACAGGAAAACCAUGGGGAGUGGAAUGAGCAAGGUAGUCACAGGCCUUUACCUUGGGAACAUCCGCGACUCUGAGGACCAUGAGAGCCUGCGGAGGAACGGGGUGACACACAUCCUCUCCAUCCACAACAGCGCCAAGCCGGUGCUGGAGGACAUGACCUAUCUCUGUAUCUCAGCCUCAGAUUCUUCCAGCCAAAACCUGCUGCAGCAUUUUAAGGAGUGCAUCCAGUUCAUCCAUGAAUGCCGGCUUGGCGGCGGAGGCUGCCUCGUCCAUUGCCUGGCCGGGGUGUCCCGCAGCACCACUGUCCUGGUGGCUUAUCUCAUGACGGUGACCGAGCUGGGCUGGGAGCGCUGCCUCGCCGCCACCAGGGCCGUGAGGUCCUAUGUGAGCCCCAACUUCGGCUUCCAGCAGCAGCUGCAGGAGUACGAGGUGACCUUGCUGCAGGAGUACCGCACUUGGAUCCGCCACAGCUAUGGCAGGAACCCAUUCAAGGACCAGGAGGAGCUGCAGAGCUUGCUGGCCCAGCAGGAGGAGAGGCAGAAGGAGCAGCAGCUGGGGAGCAGGGAUUGCUCCUGGCUCCACUCACCAGCUCCCACCUACCCGCUCCCCUACCAUGCAGGUGGCACCAGCAGAAGCAGAUGGAUGAACAGAUAAGCAGCCGGCUGCUCCGAGGCAGAUGUCGGCCCCGGGGCUUGGAAAACCCAGUCUUCCCUUUGCCAAGUGCCUCCGGGGGUUCACGUCUAGGGCAGAAAGCAGCCAGCGCCGACCUCAGCUGUGGAUCAAGGGUUGGAGCGGGGGGGGUCAGAACUCACAAACCCUCCUCUUGGCUGCCAGCUCUAUGUAUACCCCGUGGCAAGGCAGUAAAUUAAUGACAGUGUCUUGCUCUGUCCCAUUCCCUCAUUCCCCAGUGGAUUGCAGCCCCUUUCCCAUCACUCAGAGCAGCAGCAAACCUCAUCCCUCUCUCCAGCAGCAUGGUACCCAGGCGCUCCUCCGGCAGGGUACGAGGAUGACAACGCAGACCUUGGAAAGCAAGGGUGGGAUGAGAUGGGGAGACGUCAUAGAAUCAUAGAAUAGGUCACCUUGUAUUGCGCUUUGCAGAGGAGCUGGGAGCUGAUGCAGCCCCGGGAGGGAUGAGUCCUGGGAUAUGGAUGUGCUGCUGAGCCCUGGUUGUCAGCAGGAUGGGGAUAAGGGGCUGGAGGCUAUUUGGGCUGCUGAUGUCCCUCCUGGUCCAGCCCGUCCUUGGUACAUGUCUGUCUGGCAUCUUUCCCAACCCACCUCCCCAGGGAAGGGGGAAAUCCAGCGGUGCUGCAGGCCAUCAGUCCCCAUCGCCUCCAUCCCUGCAGCUGGAGUGGGUUUGGGCUUCCCCUGCUGCCCAAUCUGAAUGUCCCUGGUUGCAAAAGAAGCCAGUUGCUCGGUUGGACUCAGUCGACUCCAAGCCCAAUUUAGCACUGUCCCUCUCCAACAGCCUUUUUGAUAUUGGAAGACUCUGACUGUGUCCCUUUUUCAUCCCAAACUCAUCAUUUUCCAAGGCACGGGCUUCCUUUGCCAAGGUCCUCAUAUCUGCCCUACAAGGAGGGUCCCAACCCAUCGACACAGCCAUUCUACAUUUAAACCUUUAACUCUUCUUGGCCUGUUACUAUAAAUACCUUGCUUGGCUUCUCAAAAAUACGAGUUCUGCAAUCCAUUCUGAGGAAAAAAAUAGCAUUUAAAUUAUUUCUAGGAAUUCCCUUACUGAAAAUUCCUGGGUACUCGAAGUGUGACAGGGCCAGGGGUGACUUGACCGUUUCCUAAGAAAGAGGAGAGUGAUUAAAUCCAUACGGAUGGUUGGUCUUGAUUUGUGGUGUUCCUAGUGGGAAUGGAGGGAUGGACUGACAUGGCCAUGUUGCUGUGUCCUGUUUCCUAUUUUGUUGAUGAGAACCACUAGCAAAAUAAACAUUUUGAGGACUCAGUGUUUAGCCAUAAUAUAGGAUUCCAGGGAAAAAAGCUACGGAGGCUAUUCUCUGUCUUUUUAGGUUGAGAAAAGGGCCCCGUUGGCUGCAGUCCUGCAUGGAAGAACACAGUGGAUUGUGCCUGCAGCACAUGUGGGAAAGCAGAGCAAUUAAUGCGAUCUAGGGCCAUAAAUGGAUAAAUGCUGUUGGUGGGGUGGACUGAAGGGAAGUUGAGCAAACUGGGUCAAUAUGGGAUUUAAUGCCUCUGUUAUCAUUUUAGGAAGCAGAAAAAUGGAACUUGCACAUAGGGGGGAAAAAAAAAGAGAAGAAAGUUGGUUUCUGGUAUAAAUAGGAAGUCAUUGGAGAUCUGUGAUAAGCAGGGAUUAGAUUUGCAGUAGGUGUGAUAACCUCUAUAGAGCGCUGCUGUCCUGUCACCUCAGCCUUCCCAUCCCAUCACCAUCCCGGGACUCAAACACUCCCAAAAGAGCUGCAGCCCCAAAGCAGCUGUUACCCCUGGAAAAACACUCCUGAUUUUGGGAAUCACAAGGGAUGCUCGCCAUAAGCUGCAGCAUCUCCCAAGCGUGGCAUCACAGCAGCACCUAUUGCCCAAAUAGCACCUCCCAAACCCAAUUUCCCCUGAAUUUGGGGGGUGUCCCAGGUGAAUAUAUAUAUAUUUCCAGUCUGGCCUGCACCAGUGAGACCUGUGGUGGCUUUAGGACUUUGGGCCCUGGAAUAAAAGCCCUGAAGGAGAUGAAACCUGAUUUCUCUUUCUGAUUUCUCUUUGCCAAGAGCACUGCACCCUUCACUGCUCAGCUCUCCCGACAGCCCAGUGCCUCUGCUGUGGGGGAAAUCGCUCUGUUCAAGGGUAAAAGAGCUUCCCAUGGAACUGCUCACACACAGGGAAGUAGUUUACAAGAAAUUCCCAGCUCUGCCGCCUGCCCCAGGGUGUGUUUCGUGUUUGCCUUUGUCAUCUCACUCCCUUCCAGCCUGCCGGCACCAUGAGUAGGCAAAAACCCCAUUGUCAGAGGGCUGUUAUUUUAUCCUCCUCCCAUUGGGACCCCCGUCACUCUAGAGAACUGAGAUUUUGCCUUUCCAGCUGCCGAUGAAGUUGUGAAGCCAAAAUGAAGCCAGAAGUGACGGAAUCGCCCUGCUGGCAGCAGGGUGCCUUUUAGUCAUUGCGCUCCGGAUGGGACAAAGGGAUGAAGAGGCUGGAUUAUACAACUCCCCUUGAAAAUAUCCUGAAUUUUUCAGAAC
Molecule: messenger RNA, 3455 nt
Organism: Strigops habroptila (Kakapo)
Lineage: Eukaryota; Metazoa; Chordata; Aves; Psittaciformes; Psittacidae
Product: dual specificity protein phosphatase 22-A-like
Exons: 8
Coding region: 286-927 (213 amino acids)
Biological process (GO): transforming growth factor beta receptor signaling pathway; regulation of cell population proliferation; positive regulation of JNK cascade
Cellular component (GO): cytosol
Molecular function (GO): protein tyrosine/serine/threonine phosphatase activity
Source: RefSeq, a predicted model, not a curated record